Cucurbita moschata (crookneck pumpkin) is the source of this 759-nucleotide messenger RNA. RefSeq lists its product as uncharacterized. The transcript has 3 exons. The record is from RefSeq and is a predicted model, not a curated record. Bases 1 to 759 code for a protein of 252 amino acids. Lineage: Eukaryota; Viridiplantae; Streptophyta; Magnoliopsida; Cucurbitales; Cucurbitaceae.
AUGGCCAUACCACUGAUAGAAGAAGCAACCACCGAAGAGACUGUCCCAGAGGGAAUCAAGGAAGUACUAGACAGCUAUACCGAUAUAAUGCCAGAGAGUCUACCACAAACACUACAACCUCGUCGAGGCAUUGACGACAAAAUCGAGCUCCUCCCCGGGGUUAAGCCGCCAACAAAGAACGCAUACCGGAUGGCUCCGCCCGAGCUAGCCGAAUUGAGGAAACAACUGGAUGAAUUGCUGAAGGCGGGAUUCAUUCGCCCGAAUCUCCCUACAGAGGAAACAAGCUGGGAACGCGCCGAAGAGCUGAACUCNCCCUUUGGCUUGACAAACGCCCCAGCUACGUUCUGCACGUUGAUGAACCAGGUUUUCUACGAAUACCCGGAUCAGUCCGUCAUAGUAUACCUCGACGACAUUGUUGUUUACAGCACAACCCUCGAGGAACACAAAGUGCACUUGAAGCUAGUGUUUGACAAGCUCCGGCAGAACCAGCUGUAUGUGAAGAAGGAGAAAUUGGUAUCAAAGCUUUGUAAGCUCCGUGAAAUAGCAAAGACCGAAAAUAUGUCGAUGACAAAGUCGACACCCAAAUCACAAGCUGACCGGCUUACUUUAAUAGAGGAGGAAAUGCUGUUCCUCAAAGAAGUCCCUGACACCAUCCGCUUCCUGGAAGCACGGGUGAAAGAAUUGAGUGGAAAAGUCGUAGAGAUCAACGCAAUGGGUAACUGCCUGGAUGGGUUGCCAAUCGAAGAACUGAUGUUUUGA